GCCUGAUAGACAAUACUCUCACACGCUGACUCAGUCACAAAGUCAGACAGAGCAACAGAGGGCUUUAAUAUCUUGAAAUCUGCUUUAUGCUUUAUUGCUCGGAGUCUAUCUGCAGCCUUAACUGUGGACGAAAGCCUUGACAGCAUGAGCAUGUCCAGCCUCCUCACCCUCAGCAACCUGGGAAAGAUCUGCGGCUCCAGCCACAGCAAUGAAAUGGUAGUAUUGGACCGGGUCAAGAGGAAAAACUCAGUCAGGCGAAUGUCAAUUAUUGAAGAUGGUGAAAUUGCAGAGGUUCUCUACCUUAUUCCUAAACAGUCCAUGAUGGAGCAGCUGCCUUUCAUCAACCCCAACGACUACCUCCUGUGUGAGAAGUUGGACGGUAUUCCUGCAAAGAUGUCUGUGCUACAUGCUCAGGAUGGCUGCCACCCAUGCUCUCCACGGGGGAAGCGGGUCAUCCAGUGCUUCAGGUGUGGGGAGCCAUGCAAGGGAGAGGUGCUGCGAGUCCAGACCAGCUACUUCCACAUUAAGUGCUUUACCUGCAAGGUGUGUGGCUGUGACCUGGCUCAUAGUGGCUUCUUCAUGAAGAACAGUGACUACCUCUGCCCGCUGGACUUCCAGAGACUUCACGGCACGCUCUGCAACAACUGUGGGGAAUUUGUGGAGGGACAGGUGGUCACAGUUUUGGGGAAGACUUACCAUCCAGCCUGCUUUGUGUGCACCGUUUGCAAACAGCCCUUUCCUGCAGGGGAUUGUGUCACCUUCAGCGGAAAGGACUGCCUCUGUCAGCGCUGUAUCCAACCCGCGUCUCCUACUAACGGCAUCAGCUCUUCCAGUAACUGUUCUGGUUGUGGUAGAGACAUCAAGAACGGCCAGGCUCUGUUAGCCCUGGACAGCAAGUGGCACCUUGGCUGCUUCAAGUGUAAAACCUGCAGGAGAGUGCUGAGCGGGGAAUAUAUCAGCAAGGAUGGGGUGCCCUAUUGUGAGAGAGACUACCAGAUUCAGUUUGGGGUACAAUGUGAAGAAUGUCAGAAGUUUAUAACUGGAAAGGUCCUAGAGGCAGGGGAGAAACAUUAUCACCCCAGCUGUGCGAGAUGCAGCCGAUGUAACAAAAUGUUCACAGAAGGCGAAGAAAUGUAUCUGCAAGGAUCAACAGUUUGGCACCCAGACUGCAGAGACAGCAACAGAACUGAGGACAGUUACAUGGUCAGCAGGCCAAAAACACCUUGUCUUGAUUUCUUUUUCCCCACACAUAAACUGAAGCCCACUAGAUCCUCAUCCGAAAGCUCCUGUUCCAGACCGGGCUCAUGCACUCCGGGGAGUCCGGGUCGAACGAUCUGUGCAAAACUAGAUAAUGAGAUCAUUGAUUACCGACACUUAGCAGCCAUUCCCAGAGUCAAGGCUAUAUAUGAUAUAGAGCAUCCUGAAAUGAUAUCUUAUAAGUCUGUGAACAACUCAUCUACUUUGGACAACAAAGACAACAGACAGGAAAAGCAAAGCCCUUCAGAGUCACCAGGAAACAUAAAUAAAACUCCGGAGGAGAGUUUUGAAGUCAGAAAAUGCAUACCAACAUCUCCAAGCCACAGAUCUUUUGGAGUCCAUGCAACACACAAUCGUCACAGCUACACUCCAACUCUGUCCAGAUCACCACAACACUUCCACCGGCCAGGAUUGAUGCUUUCUCCCUCUUUGUUCUCCGGCAACAAUGACACAUGCCCCACUUCCCCUUUAUGUCACCACUUUCUCUCUCCCACCAAAGAUGAAGGCUUCAACAUGUACAGGAGGCCUCCAAUUUAUAAACAGCAAGAUCCAAAUUCCUUGACAUCCCACACGUCCUCUCUGCCUGGAUAUGGUCGCAGUGGCCUCAAUCCGCCACGUUCAGCUGAUUUCUCCCAUUACAGCAGUGACAGAUUCAGAGACUUUAAGCUCAGCCAUGACGGUCAACAUCCAUUAGCACCAAUGGAAAGAGGAGUGUCUAUGCCUAACUUGUCGGAACCAAAAGUCUACCCGUAUGAACUGCUUGCAGUUAGUAGUAGAGGGCGAGUGAAGCUCCCCAUGGAUGUUGACAGAACAAGACUGGAGGUACAGUAGCAUCGACACCUAUCCCCGGACUCAUUCUUUGAGAUCUUUGGCAUGGAUAGUCAAGCCUUCAACUUACUUCCACUGUGGAAACGUAAUGACAUGAAGAAGAGGGCAAAUCUCUUCUAAAUGCUGCCUAUUGCACUCAUUGUUGAUAUGCAGUACAUGUCAUGUUCUGAUGACCCUUUAUGUUUAUUUCUCUGCAUUUGACACAAAAAUUAGAUUUUUUUUUUUUUUGCCUAAGAACUGGACACAAUAGUGUGUUUCCCAGUUAGUUUCUGUAGGCUAUUGUAAUGAAUAAUGUUUGAAUGUGUAAUACCUCAAAACAGAUAGGAACAUGAGUCUUGUUGUCACCUUUGAGAGCAGACACCAGACUGUUUCAAACCAACAAUUGACGUUGACUUUUGUGACAUUUACCAAUGCAGAAAAUCUUUACGUUACUUAGGCUUAACCUUUAAGAGAAUUUCCCAUAUACCAUUCAUUUAAUAUUUUAUUACAUACAUAUUAUUAUAAGAUACUUCUUGAAUAUCUGCUCAUGGGAACUACAAGAUGGAUCAGGAUAGGCACAUUAAGGAUCAUGUGUCAACAUGUAGUUUAAUGCAUUAGAAAUUUUACUUUUCCAUUUGCCUUCUGAAAAUUAAGGAAUUACUGAUUUCAGAACACAGUUUGAGAGUGGUUAGGGUAUUUAUGGUGUUUGAAGUCAGAUACAUUGAUUCCUAAAAUGGUUGUGAAGCUAGUUAAAGUUAGGUUGUCCUUAUUAAAAGCCUUUGUCCAUCAUUACUAUUACCCUUUUUGAAUAAUAUGUCAUGAUACCUGAUGUAUGGUGCAGUGAUGGGUACAUAGCCUGUUAUCAACCCGUCAUUCUGAUGCAAUAUAUGAAAGGUCUCCCUCAAUGUUGUCAUUGUUACUUGUAUAUUAUAUUUUUGUUAUUCAGUUGAUUCUCACUUUGUUGUCUUAUGGUUACACAAAUGUUUAAACACAAAACUGAAAAGACAGGAUUUUUAUUUCACUCAAUGGUCACUGAAAUGUGCUUAUUUAUACUAUAGGACUAUUUAAGAUGAUUUGACACUUUUAACAGUUUUUGUUUUGUUUCCCUCUAACUUAUCAUUGCAUAUGUUACAUUCACACUGCUGUCCGAGCACACCACCUCAAUCACCCCUGAAUAAAAUAUUUAUACUUCUU
Molecule: messenger RNA, 3258 nt
Organism: Etheostoma spectabile (orangethroat darter)
Lineage: Eukaryota; Metazoa; Chordata; Actinopteri; Perciformes; Percidae
Product: actin-binding LIM protein 1
Exons: 21
Coding region: 145-2088 (647 amino acids)
Biological process (GO): lamellipodium assembly; cytoskeleton organization; cilium assembly
Cellular component (GO): stress fiber; actin cytoskeleton
Molecular function (GO): actin filament binding
Source: RefSeq, a predicted model, not a curated record